GGCGCCGCCCCGCCAGCCGCGGCGUAUAUCGCGCUGAGACUUUGAAGUGGCGUGUAGACGUUCCCGCUUUAGAGCACCGGACAAAAUGGCAUCUGAUGAAGGAAAACUCUUCAUUGGUGGUCUGAGUUUCGACACUAAUGAGCAGCAAUUGGAACAAGUCUUUUCUAAAUACGGACAGAUCUCUGAAGUCGUUGUAGUGAAAGACAGAGAGACUCAAAGAUCCAGAGGCUUUGGCUUUGUUACUUUUGAAAAUAUAGACGAUGCUAAAGAUGCAAUGAUGGCUAUGAAUGGAAAGUCUGUAGAUGGACGUCAGAUCAGAGUUGAUCAGGCUGGAAAAUCAUCAGAGAACAGAUCUCGUGGAUACAGAGGCGGGGCUUCGGGGGGCAGAGGCUUUUUCCGUGGAGGCAGAGGUCGGGGCCGUGGCUUCUCCAGAGGAGGUGGAGACAGAGGCUAUGGCGGAAGCAGAUUUGAUUCCAGAAGUGGAGGUUAUAACGGUUCCAGAGACUACUAUAAUAGCAGCAGGAGUCAAGGUGGUUACGGUGACAGAUCUUCAGGAGGAUCCUACAGAGACAGCUAUGACAGUUACGCUACACACAACGAGUAAAAAUCCUUCCUGACUCAAGAUCGUCCUUCCAAUGGCUGUAUUUAUAAAGAUUUUUGGAGCUUCGCUGAAAUCGUUAUUGUGUAGUACAUCUACUUGUAUUUUCACUUUUGUAGUAUUAUCAGUUCUAAUCUUGUCAAACACAGCCUGACAGCUUCUGCUAUGAGAUGGUCUAAUUAGACUUUUCUUUAAGAAAGCUCUGCUUUCAAGUGUUUUUAAUCUUUUUUGAAAGCACUUCAGAUUUUAUUUUAUCCUUCAUGAUGAGCCAAGGUGUUUUUUUAAAGUUGUGAAGUUGGGGCCCCAAUUCAGUUUCUUUCGAGAUAGAAAGGACCUUUAAUUCAAUGUUCACUGGAAGCUGAACAAGCUGUGGACUCUUUUUUCUUUUUUUUUUUUCUUUUUUUAAGUGCAUUACCUUCGUCUUUUGUAACAUUCCUUUAGUGUAGCAAGGUAGGAAUGCAGCCUGGGUACAAAUUGGAAGGCAAACCACCUUGAUAUAUCUAAAGAGAAACUUGCUUGUAUGUUCAAGUUGCAUAACGGUAUUUUUACUGUUGUAAUGAUGUAAAUUACCCAGAAAUAGACUUGCAAACUUACCAUAAAAGAGGUUCUUGAAAAUGUUUAUUUAUAUUGUCCUUUUUUACUGGAAGAAAUAUGCAUAUUCCAUUGAUAUUGUAUUUGAAGUGGUAAAGGAUUCUUGUAUACAGUUUUCUUUGGCUUUACGAAGCCUAUUAAAAGACCGUCUGAAAUGAACUCUGCUCCUGACAUUUACAUUUCAUUGCACAACACAGUCCUUGAAGAAUAGACUAAGUAAUAGAGGAUGUCAGAGGAGAGACAAUUGCUGAUAGUAUUAGAGCAAAACAGAUUGAUGAGUCGCUAGAACUUAAUCUGAAGCAGUCUUGACAUGCGAAUAUCUUAAGCAUAUUUUCACGUAGAGUAGUGAAACUUGUGUAGAGGCAGAUUGUUGAAAGUAAAAAUACCUUAGGGUAUUUGGUACUUGAAGCCUGAGCCAGCAAAGUUGAAGGGAAUGCCAGCUGGCUGGUUAGGAUAAUCAAUGUUUCCUUAAAAUAAAGCAGACAUGGAAAAGCUGUAGUAAAGAAUCAGUCCUUUGGUACCUGGACUAGUUACUGGCUUGACACGGUGUUCAAUGGUAGGUAAAUUGCCGUAAUUAGCUAGCUUUGUCGUUGCUUACAAGUUCUAAGAAUUCUUUGCUAGCAUAUGGAAACUGCAGUGUCCUUGGAGAAAAGAAGUGUUGUGCCUCCAACAGAAACCUCUGAGACGAAAGCUGCUCUCUUGGCUAGUUCAUAUGUGGAAAUAGUCCUGUAAUUCGAGGUAACUCCUUUUGCUCAUGUCCGCAUCCUUCCUCUUGUUGAGAGCUCAUUUGAAAGUCUAAUGUACCUGUGAAAUAUUCCUUUGACAAUUUUGGUCAACUGAUGGAAAAAUUUUAACCCAUGCCGUAUGCAAUCUUUGGCUUGUGGCACAACUUCAGUUCCACAGAUCAGAGUUGGGCAUGCAGUCAUGUCUUGCUAGUAGGUAUGGAAGCAAGAUGGGAAACCGAAUUCCCUGACUUGAUAUGUGUUCAUCUAUUUGAGACUCUUUCUAGACUUCAUUAAGUUGCUCACUUUUUUAAUUGUAGCUUUCUUUGCCAUCCUACUUGUUGCCAUUAACUUUUUCCCAUAGCCCACACUUCCUAAGCAGCCAUGUCAAAGUGGUUAACACUCUGCUUAGGGAUCAAUGAUAGAUUGGCUGGCAUAUCAAAGGCAUCAGCCAGCCCCGGAACAGUUUUCCCAGACUGUGCUUCUGUGAUGUGAUGGGUUCAGCGAAUGGCUUGUGAAACCCUCGUUUAUGAUGUGACUUGUGUUGGGGGGAGGUGGGGAACGAUGCACACCCUCUGCUUGAUAUUAUUAAUAAUGCAUAUUUGCUUUGGCAGGCUGAAGAGAAGAUGGACAUUCAACGUGGAAGCUGAACAGGAAACCUGAGAAAGGAGUGCGUUCCUUCUAAGGGAGCUGUAUUGAGACU
This is a messenger RNA of Nothoprocta perdicaria, 2614 nucleotides long. It is a transcript of the gene CIRBP, whose product is annotated as cold inducible RNA binding protein. The transcript has 7 exons. Gene Ontology annotation, biological process: positive regulation of mRNA splicing, via spliceosome. Gene Ontology annotation, molecular function: RNA binding. The record is from RefSeq and is a predicted model, not a curated record. NCBI's taxonomy places the organism in Eukaryota, Metazoa, Chordata, Aves, Tinamiformes, Tinamidae. Gene Ontology annotation, cellular component: spliceosomal complex. Bases 86 to 604 code for a protein of 172 amino acids.